Molecule: messenger RNA, 1044 nt
Organism: Colletotrichum aenigma
Lineage: Eukaryota; Fungi; Ascomycota; Sordariomycetes; Glomerellales; Glomerellaceae
Exons: 3
Coding region: 1-1044 (347 amino acids)
Cellular component (GO): membrane
Source: RefSeq, a predicted model, not a curated record
AUGUCGGGCGCAAACCCGUGGCUCGUUCGCCAGCGCAAGAGCGACUUGGUCGAGCUCGCAGAGCUGACCGGACUUACUGGAUAUGAGAACCAGAAGAAGGUCGAUUUGGAGGCUACCCUCGAUGAGUACCUCACGGAAAACGCGUUCAAAUUCUCUACCGAGCCGAAGCUCACUCCCUACUACACGAGCCGCGCCAAGGCAGCCGGCUCACCCAUCAAGAGGGAGGCUCCUUCGUCGGAAGUUGUCAAGUCUGUGCGACGCAGGACUACGAGAGUCAUCGAGGAGAUCCGUCCCGAGCCUGAACCUGAAGAAGAGGAGGCUUCAUCAUCCAGCCCAGAGCCCGCCGCGGCCUCGACUGCCCUGGCUCUGCGAACGCCUGCCCGCAACCUCUCUCUCGCCAGCCGUAUUCCUCUGCCCGCAACCCCUGCCGACGUCGCUGAGGCUGUCGACCGCCACACAGUCGCCAUCCGGGAACGCGCCACAGAAUUGUACGACCAAUCCGGCAUCCAGGAGGGUACUCAGGCCGUUCGCUCCUCUCUGUCAACGGUCACCUCCAUCCUCUUCACCGUUGCUGCGUUCGAGGCGUGGAAUCUGCGCGCCGAGGUUCUACCCCUGCGCUACGCCUUCACUAUCCCGGCUAUCCCCGCGCUAGGCACCAGCUUCUACCCAGUUUACGUGCCCGACGCGUUUCUGUUCGUGACUUCGUCUUUCUGGUCCCCGGUUUCCCUGUGGACCCUGACAUCCGUCCUCAUUCCGUCCUUGUUCGGCUACUUCUACAACUUGAGCGCGGCUAGCCAUCCCCAGAGGCGCGAGGGCUCCGAACUCACGACAGUAGAGUACAAUGUCGAUCCCCUCGUCUUCAGCAUCGUAAAGGCUCUCAUUUCCUUCGUCGUUUACGGACAGAAGGUCACCUUUGGCGGCUGGAUUAACGAGAACUCGAUCGACCGCAUCAACGGUGCUUUGUACGGCGAAUGGAAGGGCAUCCUUACAGGCGCUGCCAUCACCGGUCUCGUGAGCUUGUACGACGCCGUCUUGAAGAAGUAG